AUGGUGCCUGCGAAGAAGUUAAAGAUAGCAUUUGUGCAUCCCGAUUUAGGAAUUGGUGGAGCAGAAAGACUAGUGGUUGAUGCAGCACUUGGUUUACAAGAAGCAGGUCAUGAAGUUAUCAUAUAUACAAGUCAUUGUGACAAGACACAUUGUUUCGAAGAGGUCAAAAAUGGUACUUUGAAAGUUGAAGUGUUUGGUGAUUUUCUACCGACUGAUUUGGGUAAACGAUUCUUCAUUGUCUUUGCUAAUUUGAGACAGUUGUAUCUGACAGCUAAAGUGGUGUUGUCAGGAAGAUCAAAAGACAAAGAUGUGUUUAUCAUUGAUCAGUUAUCAACUUGUGUCCCAUUUUUUAAGUUAGCAAAUAAUAAAGUUUUGUUUUAUUGCCAUUUUCCAGAUCAAUUGUUAGCUAUAAGAACGAACUGGAUUAAAAGCUUAUAUCGUAUACCAUUCGAUCUACUAGAGCAAUUCACGAUGUACUGUUCGGAUGAGGUUGUUGUUAACUCUAACUUUACAAAAUCCAUGUAUAAAAAAACCUUCAAAUACCUACAGAAAAACCCAAACGUCAUUUAUCCAUGUGUUGAUACCGAUACUGAGACUCUGAUUAACGAUAGGGAUAUGCAAAUAGGAAACCUUUUGGUUGGAAAAUGUCCAAAUUUCUACUUGAGUAUCAAUAGGUAUGAGAGGAAAAAGAAUAUAGAACUAGCAAUACAAGCGUUUGCCAAAGCAUCAGUUGAAAACACAAAUUUGGUUGUAUGUGGUGGUUAUGAUCCAAGGAUACACGAAAAUGUACAGUAUUUGCAAGAAUUGACAUGCCUUUGCAAAGAAUUGGAUCUUUCUUAUACUGUUAAUCACUAUUCUGACUUUAUUGAGGAUAGUUAUUCUGUGAAUGAAAUUGAAAAGUUGUUUGGUGCAAAGGUUAUAUUUUUGACAUCAAUUUCUUCUUCUUUGAAGGAAUUUCUAAUUCAAAACAUGCAACUAUUAUUGUAUACACCUUCAUAUGAACAUUUUGGAAUAGUACCAUUGGAAGCUAUGAAAUACGGCAAACCAGUGUUAGCUGUCAACAAUGGUGGACCAGUUGAAACUGUUGUAAGCUAUCAAAAAGAAGAUAAUGAGAAAUCAACCACUGGUUGGUUGAGGUCAGCUGACGCUGAUGAGUGGGCAUCGGCUUUGAUUGAAAGUAAAGAAGUUUUGAAUCAAAAUCCGGAACUUUUCAAAAAUAAUGGCCCUAAAAGGGUUAUUGAACUAUUCUCAAGAAAAGCUAUGACGCAAGAAUUUGAAACUAACAUCAAGUUAGCGCUAAGGCAUACUUCCAAUAUAAGUAUCAUAUAUGUUGUAUCCAUAAUAUUUGCAGUACUGCUCAAAGUAUUUGUUUUCUAA
Messenger RNA from Nakaseomyces glabratus, 1377 nucleotides. RefSeq names its product GDP-Man:Man(1)GlcNAc(2)-PP-dolichol alpha-1,3-mannosyltransferase (gene ALG2). Gene Ontology annotation, cellular component: endomembrane system. NCBI's taxonomy places the organism in Eukaryota, Fungi, Ascomycota, Saccharomycetes, Saccharomycetales, Saccharomycetaceae. The record is from RefSeq and is a predicted model, not a curated record. Gene Ontology annotation, molecular function: GDP-Man:Man(1)GlcNAc(2)-PP-Dol alpha-1,3-mannosyltransferase activity; alpha-1,3-mannosyltransferase activity.